GUAAUAGUUGGAAAAAAUUGCAGCACUACACGAAGGGAGAGGAAGAUCCUAAUAAAGAGCCGCCAAACUCGCAGUCCAAGGCAAGAGACUUGGCUUAAAAAAGCUUGAACGACAAUUAGUGGCCAUUAGCAUCUUCUUCCCCAUUAUUAUUAACCCUCUCGCAAACCCUUCAUUACAAACCGCUAAUCUCUGCCUUAUCCCCAAUUAAAAUCACUAAUCUAUACACCUCUAUGAAGAUAACACUAAAUCCGCGUUUUAGAGUGUUCGUACUGUGUUUUUACCUCUUUAACGUCGCCUCGGAGGCAGCAUCAGAUGAUGGGAACGAAGAGAGAAAGCCUUACAUCGUUUACAUGGGAGAACCGGUUCCGGGUGCUAACCCUAAUUCCCUCGAACACCAUCACAAUCUGCUAUUGACAGCGAUCGGAGAUGAACGAAGAGCAAGAGAAGUCAGAAUACAUAGCUAUGGAAAGAGCAUCAAUGGCUUUGCAGCCAGGCUUCUACCACAUGAAGCCGAGAAACUUUCACGGGAAGAAGGAGUGGUAUCGGUGUUUGAGAGCACUCGAAGAAAGCUUCACACGACAAGAUCAUGGGAUUUUCUUGGCAUGAAAGAAUCAAAGUACCAAAGGAGGAUACCCUUUGAGAGCAACAUCAUUGUUGGUGUUCUUGACACCGGAAUCUACAUGGAAUCGCCGAGCUUUAAGGACGAGGGCUUUGGCCCUCCUCCAGCUAGAUGGAAAGGCAAAUGCGUCACUGGUCCUAACCUCACUCAUUGCAAUAACAAAGUCAUAGGAGCCAAGUACUUCCGUCUGGAAUACCCAAACCCAGGUGAAAAGAACAAGUUCUCAGCCGCCGACGAAGACGGCCACGGCACCCACACCACCUCCACCGUCGCCGGAAUCUCUGUCUCUGCCGCAAGUUUCUACGGAAUCGCCAACGGCACCGCCCGUGGUGGCGUCCCCUCUGCUCGGAUCGCCGCCUAUAAGGUCUGUUGGGAAGAUGGGUGUUCGGACAUGGACUUGUUGGCAGCUUUCGACGAAGCAAUCUGGGAUGGAGUCGACAUUAUAUCGGUCUCCAUUGGAGGAGCUUCCAGCACUUAUUUUCAAGACCCGAUUGCGAUCGGAGCAUUUCACGCCAUGAAGAAGGGUAUUCUCACUUCUUGCUCCGCCGGUAACAACGGUCCCGAUCUCUUCACCGUCGCCAACUCAGCGCCGUGGAUCAUGACCGUCGCUGCCAGUAGCUUGGACCGCAAGUUUCAGACCCUUGUCAAGCUCGGCAAUGGCCUCUCUGCUCCGGGAAUUUCUCUGAACACAUUCUCACCAAAGAAGAAAAUGUACCCUCUAACGAGCGGUUUUCUCGCGUCGAACGUGUCCGAAGACGAUUAUGGAAACCCUAGUUUAUGCGAUUACGGGACGAUGGGAGAAGACAAAGUGAAGGGAAGAGUAGUGUACUGCGAAGAAGGGAGUUCAGGACAGGACAGCAACAUCAAGAACUUGAGAGGAGAAGGAGUGAUUAUACAGCUGGAGGAGCCGACAGACAUUGCCUCUGCCACUCUCAUCUCUGCUACUUACGUCUCCUACGGAGAUGGAGCCGCCAUUUCUCGUUACAUCAACUCGACUAAGAACCCUCGAGCUGUGAUCCACAAGACAACAUCUGUUAGAACUGUAGCUCCUUCCAUUGCUUCCUUCUCAUCAAGAGGGCCUCAACUGAUAAGCCCCGACAUUCUCAAGCCUGAUUUAUCAGCACCGGGGCUAAACAUCCUCGCUGCUUACUCGAAGUUUGCAUCAAUAACCGGUUAUCCAGACGACAAAAGACAAACUUUGUACAGUAUUCUGUCCGGAACAUCAAUGGCUUGUCCUCAUGCCACCGCGGCUGCAGCCUACGUGAAAUCCUUCCAUCCUAACUGGUCUCCAGCCGCAAUCAAAUCCGCCCUCAUGACAACAGCUAAACCGAUGAGAGUGAAAGGGAAAGACAUCUGCAACGCCUCGAAAGCUGAAACAUUUUCUCCAGAGCCUAUUUUAAGAGGAAGAGAAGUAGUAUACGACAACUCGAUGAGUUCAUACAUCAGAUACUUGUGCAAGGAAAAAUACAACGACACAAUGAUCAGAGUUCUUGUCGGAGGGAGGAAGGAGUACAAGUGCAAAGACUUCAAACACGGGCUUGGAACCGAUGGCUUGAACUACCCUUCGAUGCACAAGCAGCUGAGACCGACGGAUAAGAGAGUGAAUGCGGUUUUCUACAGAACGGUGACGAAUGUGGGGUUCGGAUACUCGGUCUACGUGGCCAGAGUCAGGGCUCCAAAGGGUAUGAAAGUGGAGGUCAGGCCGAGAAUUCUGAGAUUCGUAAGGCCUGGGGAGAGAAGGUCGUUCAAGGUUGUGAUCAAUGGAGUUUGGGUGAAGAACUGGACUGGAGUUGUGUCUGGUUCUCUGCAGUGGAACGAUUUAAGAGGGCAUAGAGUUAGAAGUCCGAUUCUUUUGUUCAAGCCAGACCACCAUUUCACUUGAGAAGAGGACAGAGUCUAGAGUUCUUCUUCCUCCAUUCACAGCUUGUUUCUGUUUGGAUCAGUGUUGUUGAAAUAAUAAUAAUUGAAGGAAAAUGAAAAGAAAAACCUUGUUUUUCCAUUUUCACUUAAGCAAAUCAUAUGAGAUACGGAGUGUCAGACAUCCAGUUUGAAGCCUUAACCACAGCCUCUGAAGUGAUUAAAUCAAUAAUUUAGUGAUUAAAUCAGCUGAAACAAAACCAUUAUAUUAUAUCUCGCUCGCAAUCAUAAUCAGAAUCAAGCAGGUGCGUCAUAUAAACUCAAA
Molecule: messenger RNA, 2801 nt
Organism: Tarenaya hassleriana
Lineage: Eukaryota; Viridiplantae; Streptophyta; Magnoliopsida; Brassicales; Cleomaceae
Product: subtilisin-like protease SBT4.15
Exons: 13
Coding region: 231-2501 (756 amino acids)
Biological process (GO): proteolysis
Molecular function (GO): serine-type endopeptidase activity
Source: RefSeq, a predicted model, not a curated record